Messenger RNA from Aphanomyces astaci, 741 nucleotides. RefSeq lists its product as hypothetical. The record is from RefSeq and is a predicted model, not a curated record. The transcript is spliced from 3 exons. Gene Ontology annotation, molecular function: nucleic acid binding. NCBI's taxonomy places the organism in Eukaryota, Oomycota, Saprolegniomycetes, Saprolegniales, Verrucalvaceae. Bases 1 to 741 code for a protein of 246 amino acids.
AUGCGUGUGGCUCAAGCGGGGCUCUGCGCGACUCGAAAUGUAGACGGGAGGCCUGAACGGAACCUUAAACUCGUCCAGCACCGGGCCGUCUUUGUCCAGCUCUUAGAGCGAUCCCAGGGAGGAAAGAUUCCUUAUGGAAAUUCCGGUCGCAAAAAAACGCGCACCGCAGAAGAAAUCAAAGCCGCCGUGCAGGCGGUGCCCCAUCAUGCACGCCAAACAACACGAACUUUGGCAGCCAACUCCGAAAUCCCCAAGACGACGCUACUCACCCACAUGAAGCAACACGAAGUCAAAAAGAAGUUUUAUGUGUACGAAGAUGAAGAAGUCGCAGCCCGAUCUCUUAAGUCCAAGAACUUCAUCGCCAAGGUAAUGUUUCUUGCUGCAGUGGCACGACCGCGGUACAACCCCUCCACCAAGGUGAGCUUCGAUGGCAAGAUCGGGGUCUGGCCAUUCGUUGAAGUGGCCCCAGCCAUUCGAGGCAGCAAGAAUCGGCCCAAGGGAGCCCCUCUUACGGUUCCAAAAAAUGUCAACGGUACGGUGUACAAGGCGUUUAUUUUGGGGAGAGUUGUGUCUGCCAUCAUCAAGAAAUUUCCCCCUGGCUACCUGUCGCGUGGUGUCCGAAUCCAACAGGACAAUGCAAGUCCUCAUCGACAAGUCACGACGUCUCUGCUGCGUGCUGCUGGAGUCGAAACAUUGGUGUUAUUAACCAGCCACCAAACAGUCCAGACUUUAAUGUCUUAG